AAUUAUCGCUAUCCAAGUCAGUCGUUUCGACAUUCAGUCUUUUGCAAUCGUUAGUGUCUAGCAGUUGAACGAUUAAAAUCGGGGAAUUGCUGAGAGUUUGUAACCCCUGUAUUCGUAGGCUUCAAAAUUUUUUAACGAUUCUCUGACGCGAGACUCAUCUUGAUUAUAUCGCUUUUUGAUUUUCAUCUGAUAAGCAAAUAUUGCAAACAAUCCAUAACCAUACGCAAGGAUGUUUUCUGAAAAUAAUCUUGGCAUAGAUUAUUCCAGCAUAUCUAAACACGAACUACGAUUGCGUGUUUGUAACAACGAAAGAGAUCUUGACGAAAUUUCACGUAGCUUCGCUAAAUAUUGUAUCGACCUGUAUAUCGACAGACGUCAGAAAACCAUGAUGAAUCAGCAUCCACUUGUGAAUAUGAGUAGAAUUACAAAAUUCAAAGAUUUAUGUAACAAAGAUAUUGUAGGCAGCCAUUUUUCCAUCACUGACGUCAUAAAUAAAUUUGAUUUUGUUUCCGGGCUAAGCCAUGAAAUUGCAGAUCAUUAUACGACGCAUUCAAAUUUCAGAAAGUACAGUCUGCCGAUUUUUAUUAUUCUCGGUCUUUUAGGGAACUGUUUGUCCGCCAUUGUACUCUUCCGUAAAAAGAUGCGUUCUUCCUCGUCCAACAUCUACUUGGGCAUGCUUGCAAUAUGCGACAUCGCCUAUUCAAUGAUAUUACUUAUUGACUGGCUUUUUUUAUUGGGUUAUAUAAAUCCAGAAAGAAUUUAUUUGUAUUGUUUAUAUAUCUUCGUAAACUUUCUGUUCUCCUUCUCCGAGUUCUUGAGUGUGUGGCUUAUAGUAGCCUUUACUAUCGAGAGAUAUAUAGUGACAAAGUAUCCGCUUCUACGUCGAUCCUGGUGCACUGUCAAACGAGCAAAAAUUGUAGUGAUCAUACUGAUGGGACUAGCGAUUUUGAACGGCAUUUUAAAUAUUUUUUAUAAUUUUGAAAAUAAACACUAUGAAAUAUUAAGAAGAGAAAUGAAUAGCUAUGAUAUAUACAAACUUCUACAAUUGGUCCCGAAAAAAAUUCAGCUAAUAAAAAAGAUUACGGAUUCUAUUACAAUAUUUAGUCUACCUGCUCUCGUGAUAGUAAUCUGCAAUUUUCUGAUCGGAUACCACAUUUAUCAGCAAAAUCGUGUUCGCAAAACCUUGUUUACAGCGUCCGAUUCCUCUAAUGAGAGAACUCAGAUUUCUAAGGAUAAAAUGCUUCAGCAUAAGAUCACAAAAAUGCUUAUUCUCGUUUCGAGCAAUCGCUCUGUAGGCAAUCGGGAAUGUCGGCAAUUGAAGCUGUCGGCAAAAUGUUGUGGGCAAAUGAAGCUGUUGGCAAAUGAGAAUGUAGGCAGUUGA
This is a messenger RNA of Linepithema humile (Argentine ant), 1381 nucleotides long. Lineage: Eukaryota; Metazoa; Arthropoda; Insecta; Hymenoptera; Formicidae. The record is from RefSeq and is a predicted model, not a curated record.